AAGAGAGAGAUUACAAGAGCAGCUCUCAAGAGCAAGCAUAUCCGUCACGAGCAAGUUGUUGAUGGGGAUGGCAACGUUGACGCUGCAGCAGAUCCGGAGUCCGCUUAUCUCAAGUCUCUCAAUGACCUCAAUUCGAUGGUUUGUACUAUUCUGGAUGGCGCUGGCUACAACUCCAAGCCUCUCCAGAUAAAGCUAACAUCUUUCAGCAGCAAACAAGGCAAGAAGCGAUCUCAAGCCAAGGACAAGAGAGAGGCAAGAUGCAAUUGCCAAGCCGCCCAAAGGCAGGAAAAGUGGGCCGAGGUCAAGGACACCGUGGUUCCUCCAGUUCGAAGGUGGACAGCCGAAGAAGAUGCAGAGCUCCAGCGACUGAAACACAAGAUCGAUAACCUGUCCGUGGAUGACACUCUCCUUGGAAGACAGAGGCUGAAGAUGCAAACUGAAGCUCUGGCAACAGUGAAGGGAAUGACGGCAUCCGAACGAACGCAGUUCCUUCGGAGUGUGGAAGAAGAGGAUGACGACAAUGGCGAUUUGGUGGAGAUUGUGGCGGCCGGUGGCAAUCCGUGA
This is a messenger RNA of Seminavis robusta, 564 nucleotides long. Lineage: Eukaryota; Bacillariophyta; Bacillariophyceae; Naviculales; Naviculaceae. The record is from the annotation of a GenBank genome assembly.